Pecten maximus is the source of this 1801-nucleotide messenger RNA. Its product is annotated as G patch domain-containing protein 11-like. The coding region runs from base 99 to 1007 and encodes 302 amino acids. The transcript has 6 exons. Gene Ontology annotation, molecular function: nucleic acid binding. The record is from RefSeq and is a predicted model, not a curated record. Gene Ontology annotation, cellular component: kinetochore. NCBI's taxonomy places the organism in Eukaryota, Metazoa, Mollusca, Bivalvia, Pectinida, Pectinidae.
AGUAUACACUUUCGAAUUAUCGCCCUUGACAAGUAGCCAAAGAUGCAGACAACACGCUGAACUCGCCAAAUUAAAGGCGAUGUACUGAUUAGUCUGUCAUGGCCAACGAUUCAGAAGAAGAUGAUUACAUGUCUGAUGCAAUAUUACAACAAUGCAAGGACACACGCCCAGGCCUGGUGUCAUCCAGACAGGCCAAGAACUACCAGAGAGAAGAGAAACAAAAGCAAGCUAAACUCAAUAAUACAGUAAAGCCGAAAAAAGUUUUAGAAAAUGAGAAGAGAGAGGAAGGAUUGAAGUCAGCAAUUGGCAGUGAAAACAAAGGCUUCGCUCUUCUUUCCAAAAUGGGAUACAAACCAGGAACGGCUCUUGGCAAACGGGGAGAGGGCCGUUCAGAGCCAGUGCCAAUAGAACUGAAAGAUGGCCGAGGGGGUUUGGGCCGAGACACAGAGACCAAGAGGAAACAGGCUCAGGCAGUGGCCUUUCGUGCAAUGAUCAGCCACAAACGACAGAAAAUGGAGCUUCAACAGAAACAACAUUUCAUGUCACAUAUGAGUAACAGAUUCUCAGAGCAGCAGGCUGAGCGAGAUUUAUAUAAGAGUCAGAAAGUUUGUGAACAACUGGAUUCUCAACUGGAUAUCAAAGAGCCAGAACUCCAUUACUAUUGGCCUGCUGCUCACCUAAAAAGGUUAAAAAAGAAGGCUCAACAGCAUGUUAAAGAUGAAAGUGAUUAUGACGAUGAUUUCAAUGACGAUAGAGAUGAUAACAUACCUAAAAAGCCAUUAAGAUCAAUACAUGAUUUUGAAGAAGAGGAAGAGGAGGAGGAGGAGGAGGAGGAGGAAGAAGAAGAAAUUAUAGACACAGUACCAACAAUCGAGAAGCUUCAGAUUUUAACAAAGUACCUGCGGACCAAGCAUGUCUACUGUGUAUGGUGUGGCACUAGAUAUAAUGAUGCAGAGGACUUAGAAUCAUCAUGUCCAGGGGAUACAGCAGAAGCUCAUGAUGAAUGAUCAUUAAGAGGAUAGUCAGUGAAGGAAAUGUUCAAAACUUGUUCCAGAUACAUGUACAUGUAUUUAGUAAAAGGAAUUUCCUCGUGAGAAUUCAACUCCGAAUUGAACAUCACACAUGCUGAUCAUGUAGGAUUUUCAUCCAACUCCGACGGUCACACCCUUGAUAUCCGAGAAUGACCUCUACUCAAAAUCAUACAUGUGGUCAUCUGGUUACUUCCACACCUAACCUUGAAGGUCAUGUCUUUGAUAUCUUCAAGUAUGUGAUCAUCUGGCGACUUAAGCCGACUUUCAGUAAAAAAAAUCACAAACCUAAAGGGCUUUCCAUCUAACAGUGACACAUGAUAAUCCUGUGGUGAUUUUCAUUCAUUGUUGGUGGAUAUAAAGUCUUAUUUAGUGACCUCUGUGCUAUGUUCAAGGUUAUCCAGCACACAUAUUUUGGUGGUACCCGAGGGUAAGGAACCUCCUUCAUGUAGCUUCUUCCUCUGAUUGUUUGGUAUAUACCUGUAUCCGAGUGUACCUUGAAUAUUUGAAACAAAAUAUUGUGUAGGUCUACAGACACACAUAAGACUCUGCUAUUGACAGUGAAGGAGAGUUCAGUAUGUUCAGAUACAGAAUGUGAGAAAUAAAUAUCAUACCAGUAAUUACUAUUGAACCUGGGAUUGAUGACUACAUAAACUGAGAUGUUGACUGUGUACUGUACUUUUAUAAGACUGUAAGGUGUACACUGGCAACUAAGAAAUAUGACAUUUUUAUAUGUGAUAAAAUAAUGAAUAUUAAAAAUGUGAUAAACAAAC